AUGUCUACCUCCUCAACCCACCACACCUAUAGCCGAAAGCAGAAAUCACUCGGCUUAUUGUGCACCAAUUUUCUGAGGCUAUACAACAGAGAAGGCGUUCGCUUAAUCGGUCUCGAUGACGCCGCUUCGCGAUUAGGAGUUGAAAGGCGCCGGAUCUACGACAUCGUCAACGUCCUAGAGAGCGUCGGGGUGCUGGCCAGAAAAGCUAAGAAUCAGUAUACCUGGAAAGGCUUUUCUGCAAUUCCCGAGGCUUUGCAAGAACUCAAGGAAGAUGGUUUGAAGGAGAAUCCUGGGUCUUUUGAUGACUCCAAUGACAGUGCGAAAGUGUCUGAUGAUGAGGAUGAGGAGGAAAGCUCUCCCAAUGUCAAUGCUGAAAGUCAGAAUGACAAGGAAAAUCCUGAUUCCACCCCUCCUGUCAUAUCCUCUAAGAAUGAAAACAGAAGGGAGAAGUCUCUGGCAUUACUUACCCAGAAUUUUGUCAAGCUUUUUAUCUGCUCUAAUAUUGAACUGAUCUCCCUUGACGAUGCUGCAAAGUUGUUGCUUGGAAAUGCCCAUAAUACAUCAAUAAUGAGGACAAAAGUCAGACGCCUAUAUGAUAUUGCAAAUGUGUUAUCCUCCAUGAACCUAAUCGAGAAGACUCAUACAACGAACACUAGAAAACCAGCAUUUAGGUGGUUGGGUUGGAGAGGGAAAGCAUGGAGUGAAUCAGUUGACUUGGCUCACAAUUCAGAUGUCAAAGAGGCAGGGAAAAGAAAGUUUGGAACUGACAUUACAAACACAAGUUUUAAAAGGAGCAAAGCUGAUUUGCUCUUGGAUAGCCGGGACUGUAAAAUGCAAAACCAACAUGAAAAUAUUAGUUACAGAGCACAGACAGUGAAAAGCAAUGUAGAAAAGGAUGCAAAACAGACUUUAAAGGGAUAUCAGUUUGGCCCUUUCGCUCCAGCUUAUGUGUCCAAAGUCGGAACCUCUGAAAAUAAUAACGGGAAUCAGGUGCAUGACUGGGACAGCCUCGCACAGGUUCAUCGUCCUCAAUAUCAAAAUCAAGAUGUGCACAAUUUACAUGUUGGUAGGUUGAUUCAGUUCCAAUACAGAGAAUGUGAAGAGCACGGCAGUGAGAUGCUUUGGGUAGAGGUCGAAUUUGAAGAUGUUCGGAUUGGGGUUGAGUUGAUACAUGCUUAG
Messenger RNA from Sphenostylis stenocarpa, 1179 nucleotides. NCBI's taxonomy places the organism in Eukaryota, Viridiplantae, Streptophyta, Magnoliopsida, Fabales, Fabaceae. The record is from the annotation of a GenBank genome assembly.